This is a messenger RNA of Aspergillus alliaceus, 6282 nucleotides long. RefSeq names its product type I polyketide synthase. Gene Ontology annotation, biological process: secondary metabolite biosynthetic process; fatty acid biosynthetic process. Lineage: Eukaryota; Fungi; Ascomycota; Eurotiomycetes; Eurotiales; Aspergillaceae. The coding region runs from base 1 to 6282 and encodes 2093 amino acids. The transcript has 4 exons. The record is from RefSeq and is a predicted model, not a curated record. Gene Ontology annotation, molecular function: fatty acid synthase activity; phosphopantetheine binding; 3-oxoacyl-[acyl-carrier-protein] synthase activity.
AUGACUAGCAUUUACCUGUUUGGUGACCAAACUAUCCAUGCUGAUGAAGCCCUUCAUACCCUACUACAUAUAAAGAACAACCCGAUAUUACGCUCUUUCCUUGAUGAAGCCUUCUCAGCUAUCCAGCAGGAGAUAUCCUACCUCCCGGCAAGUGAACGAUCCUCGCUACCCAACACACAUACCCUUGCCCUUUUGCUGGAUGGUAUCAAGAAGGAACGACGCCAUGUCGCGCUGGAAAGUACUAUGGUAUGCCUAUGCGAGAUAGGAGAAUAUAUUAGGCUCUUAGACACUACCGACCUUUGCCACCCUCCAACCAACUCCUUACUGGUCGGGUUUUGCACGGGAUCCCUCGCAGCCGCCGCGGUUGCUUGCUCUCGAACGACUACGGACCUGCAGGCCCUCGGAGUCGAGGCUGUAGUAGUUGCAUUUCGGGUUGGCAUGCAUGUAGCUCGGCGAGCUAAUACACUUGUCGCUGAAAACCCCACACACUUAGAAUCUUGGACAGUCAUCGUAGCGGAUAAAUCGGAAUCACAAGUGGAAGGUCUACUUCAGAUCUUUAUUAAUGAGAAGGAUCUACCGGUACUUAUGAGACCAUACAUCAGCGCCGUUGGAAACAAUACAGUUACAAUCAGCGGGAGUCCCAAGGUUCUUCAGGCAUUAAGCGACUCCUCACACUUUGCUGACAGGAAGGCCUUUCCCGUGCCUAUAUAUGCACCAUAUCAUGCAGGACACAUAUUCUGUGAGGCGGAUGUCGACAGCAUCCUCCAGUUCAGAUAUAUGACCAACUUCGUUCAGCAGCAGACCCUCAAGACGCCCCUGAUUUCAUGUGCUACUGGAAGGUUCCUGGAGGAGACUGUAUUCAGUGACAUUCUCCGCGCGUUGGUCACAGAGAUAUUGACCUGCCAGAUCCGAUUUGACAAGGUUGACGAAAGCAUCGUUCGGCAGAUUGAACGCACCCCCGCCCAACUAAUCCCUCUGCACACACACAUUGCCUCUAGAUUGACAACAUCAUUGAGUGAGAUUGGGGUGGAAGUAAAAUGUCUUACAAGUCGAAGACCACAAGACCAGUUUGCAGUGACUCAGCGACAGCCUCCCAGUGAUGAUGCGUCUAAAAUCGCUAUCACUGGUUUCAGUGGUCGCUUCCCAGAAGCCGACGGGCUGGCCGAGUUCUGGGCCCUCUUACAGGAAGGAUUGGAUGUCCAUAAGCCCAUCCCUGCCGACAGAUUUGACCGCGAGGCCCAUUAUGAUGCCUCUCUCGGACGGAAGAACACGAGUCGCAUCCGACAUGGUUGCUGGAUCCGCAACCCCGGCUUGUUUGACGCACGGUUUUUCCAAAUGUCGCCACGUGAAGCACACCAGUCGGACCCUGCCCAGCGCCUGGCACUUCUCACUGCGUACGAAGCCAUGGAAAUGGCCGGGUUUGUCCCAGAUCGAACCCCCUCUGGCCGACGAGACCGUGUUGGUGUGUAUUAUGGCAUGACGAGCGAUGACUGGCGCGAGGUCAACAGUAGCCAAGACAUCGAUACAUACUAUAUUCCUGGUGGGAUUAGGGCGUUCGUUCCUGGCCGCCUCAACUACUUCUUUAAAUUUAGUGGACCGAGUGUUUCAGUCGACACUGCGUGUUCGUCUAGCUUGGCUGCUAUUAAUGUUGCCUGUACUGCGCUAUUGAACCGUGACUGUGACACUGCUUUAGCUGGGGGAACAAAUAUCCUGACAAACCCAGACAACUUUGCUGGUCUUGACCGGGGCCAUUUCCUCUCAUCCACUGGAAACUGUAAGACAUUCGACGACGACGCUGAUGGAUAUUGCCGUGCAGAUGGUGUGGGCACCGUCAUCCUUAAGCGCCUAUCCGAUGCUAUAGCGGACAGUGACCCUAUAUUUGGCGUGGUUGUUGGCGCGCAAACAUCUCACUCGGCAGAAGCUGUUUCUAUCACGCGUCCAUUAGCUGAUGCGCAGGCAAGUUUGUUCAGGCAACUGCUGACUGCGUCUGGCAUUCAUCCCCACGAUAUUAGCUAUAUUGAGAUGCACGGGACAGGGACGCAGGCAGGCGAUGCAGUUGAGAUGAAAUCAGUGCUUCAGAGUUUCGCCUGGGAUAAUCGUCGUGGCCCCGAUAGACCUUUGCAUCUAGGAUCAGUGAAGGCCAAUGUUGGUCAUGGAGAAUCAGCAUCAGGGGUGACGGCGUUGAUUAAGGUCCUACUGAUGAUGCAGAAAAGUCGCAUUCCACCUCACUGUGGCAUCAAGGGGAAGAUCAAUUCUCGCUUCCCUACUGAUCUAACACAACGCAAUGUCCAUAUCGCGCUGACGGAAACCGAAUGGAUACGCCCGGUGGGUGGGAAACGCCGUUCGUUCGUGAACAAUUUCUCUGCAGCUGGAGGUAAUACCGCGUUGUUGCUUGAAGAUGCCCCAUCAUCCAACAUAGAAAAUUUGGCAGAUCCACGACGAUACCAUACUGUGGCUGUGUCUGCUCGAUCCUUGAAAGCUCUCUCAAGGAAUAUGGAGGCACUAGCAGAGUUUAUUGGAAGCGAUACAUGUCCAGAUUUGCUUGCCCGCAUCGCGUACACGACAACAGCCAGGCGUAUGCACCACUCAUACCGAGCUUCCGUGACAGGGAAUACGUUGCAAGACGUCAAACGGCAGUUGUUGGAUACCGCUGCUUCACCAGAUGUCGAGCCGUGUCCUACUAAAUGUCCUGAUCUGGGAUUUCUAUUCACAGGCCAGGGUGCACAGCAGACAGCAAUGGCACGGGAGCUUUAUGAGAACUUUACAUCCUUCCGUGACGAUAUAGCAAAUUUUGAUGCCGUUGGUCGCGGGUACGGAUUCUCUUCUAUCCUUCCCCUGAUAACAGGUGCAGUCGACAUCGCUGAGCUGUCCCCAAUAAUAAUCCAGCUCGGAACAGUGGUAAUCCAGAUAGCGAUGGCACGACUGUGGCAAAACUGGGGUGUGAUUCCAGGCUACGUGCUAGGCCACAGUCUUGGUGAAUAUGCGGCGCUCCACCUGGCAGGUGUUCUCAGCAUCAGUGAUACAAUCUACUUAGCUGGAUCGCGCGCUGCCUUACUAGAGAAAAGAUGCACCGCUGGCUCUCAUGGCAUGUUAGCUGUCAAGGCUUCGUUGGCUGACCUAGAAGGAGUACUGAAGGAUGUGCGGGUAGAAGUGGCGUGUAUAAAUGGUCGCGAUGAUACAGUUUUGAGUGGCUCUAACUUCGAGAUUGAUCGUACAUCCAGCAAGCUAUCGGAACAAAGAGUUAUAUUCAAGAAGCUCACUUUACCGUUCGCCUUUCACUCGUCGCAAGUUGACCCGAUACUGGAAGAACUCGAACACAUCGCCAGCCGAGUGACAUUCCAAGCCCCAAAGAUUCCCAUUGUUUCGCCCUUGCUCUGUCGCAUUAUCACAGAGGAGGGAGUCAUUCGCGCCGGCUAUGUUCGCCGACACUGUCGUGAGCCUGUGGACUUCCUCGGCGCCUUACGGGCAGCUCGGCGUGCGGGCAUUAUUGACUCCGGUGCUUUGGCAGUGGAGAUCGGUGGCCACCCUAUCCUAGCGCGCUUACUGAAGGAUGUGACAGUAUGCCCAACCUUAUCUCAACGUGAUGAUACCUUUAAGACCCUCGCCAACUCAUUGUCAGUCUUGCACUGUGCAGGAGUGCCGCUGAACUGGGGCGAGUAUCAUCGGGACUUCAAGGGCAGCCACCAGGUUGUUACGCUUCCCGGUUAUAGCUGGGACUACCAGAAUUACUGGAUCCAGUACGAGAAUAACUUUUGUCUAACCAAGGGGUGCCUUGUACAGUCAGGGAAGGGCCAGGCGGUUCCAUUAGCUUCUACAAGAUUGAGCCCCUCUGUUCAGAGGAUUGUGGAAGAGCAAGUCAAAGACACACACGUAAUUGUCGUCAUUGAAUCGGACCUGAACGACCCUGAACUACUACCAGUAGCGCUCGAACACAAAGUAAACGGUCUAAUACUGUGCCCAUCGUCGCUAUAUGCGGAUAUUGCCCAGACAUUGGGGGAUUAUUUGCUGAAGGGAAAGCAAGAUUUUACAGGACAUCAAAUUGAUGUUUGUAAUAUGACUGUGAAUAAGGCCCUCAUUGUCACAGGGGCGGAGUCUCAACUGCUUCGUGCGUCGCUUGACAUGGACUGGGAUAAGGCCCGCGGCAUAAUGAAGGUGUACAGUGUUGAUAACUCCGGACAGCCCACAGCUGAUCAUGCACAGUGCGUUGUACAGUUGCACCGCACCAAGGACUGGCAUGACAACUGGGACCGCCAAUUGUACCUUAUCCAGCGCAGCAUCGCACAGCUGACGAAAGGCAUUGAGGAGCGUUUGACGCACAAGAUGCACCGUGGUCUCGUGUACAAGCUUUUCUCAUCUGUUAUGGAGUACGGGCGAUCAUACCAGGGCAUAGAGGAUGUCAUGUUCGACAGCGCUGGCCUAGAAGCCACAGCCCGGGUACGCCUACAGUCAACCAAAGGUCAAUAUGCUCUAAAUCCCUUCUGGUUAGACAGCUUCGGGCAUCUCACCGGCUUCGUCAUGAACUGCAAUGAUUCUUUGGACUUGACAGAGCACUUGUACGUCAAUCACGGAUGGGGCUUCAUGCGCUGCGCCGAGCGUUUCUCCCCUGACACGAUUUACCAAACUCAUGUCAAAAUGCAGCCUACUUCGGGCAGCAACUCUUUGUACACAGGGGAUGUUUAUGUUCUCCGGGAGAAUCGUAUAAUUGCACAAUUUGGAGCAGUCACAUUUCAGAGAGUCUCCCGGCGGGUCCUGGGAAUGCUGUUGCCAGCUACAAUAUCGAAAGGCAGUACUUCAGCUUUGAAACAUAAGAGCGUGGUUGCUGCACGACCGGGUCCUAUGCUAGAAGCCACAGAACCAGGUAAGCGUCAGCCAGCUGUAAAUGUCUGGCAAGAAGUGCUGGGAGUGAUUGCUCAGGAGGUUGGGCUCCAAUCCAGCCAGCUUACUGAAGAAGUGCACUUCGCUGACAUGGGCGUCGAUUCGUUAAUGUCUUUGACUAUUUUGGGUAUUCUUCGAGAGACUCUCAGUCUAGACUUGCCUUCACAUCUUUUUGAGGAGUGUCCGUCUGUUCAGUCUCUCCGCCAUUAUCUCGAAAUUCCUUCCCUAUCUGAUCCCAGCAGCAUUGGGACCAGCUGGUAUCCAACCCCAAGUGAGUCUGUCAUGACAGCUAGUACAUCACCCAUUGCGAAGCACACAAGCUCCUCUCGGGAUUCUGCGGUAGAUAUCGCCAACACUACUGUGCAAUUGGUAUUGUCUCUUCUAGCUGAGGAGAUGGGGUUAACUCCCCAGGAGCUGUCCAAGGAAGAUGACUUGACUGAGCUUGGGUUAGAUUCAUUAUUAGCGCUCACAACAUUAGGAAGAGCGCGCGAGAUGGGUCUGGAUCUGCCGCAGGGCUUCUUCCUACAACAUACCACCGUUUCAUCCAUUACGGCAGCAUUGCGUGCAAUACUUGGUUCCCCGAACGACGAUGUCCUACUCACCCCAGCCACCAUUCACCCCUCCGCAACAUCAGUCCUCCUCCAAGGAAACGAUUCCUGCUCACAGCUUCUCUUCUUGUUCCCUGAUGGCUCGGGCUCCUCCACAUCGUACGCAAUGAUUCCCACUAUCUCCCAAGAUGUAUGUGUCUACGCGAUGGACUGUCCGUAUUUGAAGCGACCGAAAGAGAUGAAGUGCGCACUCCAGGAUCUUACGCCUCUAUACGUAUCUGAAAUCCGGCGGCGUCAGCCACACGGGCCGUAUAACCUUGCUGGCUGGUCCGCAGGUGGGAUUGCGGCGUAUGAUGCAGCACAGUGUCUCGUCGAGCAGGGUGAGACAGUGGAGCGACUGAUAUUAAUAGAUUCGCCCAAUCCUAUGAAUUUAGAGAAGUGCCCGCCACACUUCUAUCGAUUCCUCGAACAAGCUGGCGUCUUCGGAAGCCACAGCGGACAGAAGCCUCCAGCCUGGCUUUUACAGCAUUUCCAAGCCUUUAAUGAUGUUCUCGAGCAGUAUAACCCAGUCCCAUUUUGCCCUACUCGCGCGGCCCCCGCCGCGACUCUUAUCUGGGCCCAGGAUGGCGUAUGCAAAUCGCCGACCAACCCUCGGCCGGAAUAUUCACCAGGAGACCCGGAGGUCAUCUCUUGGCUGUUGGAAAGCCGGGAAGACGUGGGCUAUAAUGGAUGGGACGUAUUAUUGGAGGAGAGCAAUAUCCGCAUUGAGCGUAUAGCUGGUGCCAAUCACUUUACAGUUGUACGAAUGCCGGCGGCCACGCGACUAGCGGAGAUAUUGCGCAAGAUUAUGUCAGAGUGA